Molecule: messenger RNA, 1779 nt
Organism: Ascochyta rabiei
Lineage: Eukaryota; Fungi; Ascomycota; Dothideomycetes; Pleosporales; Didymellaceae
Exons: 2
Coding region: 1-1779 (592 amino acids)
Biological process (GO): peptidyl-L-cysteine S-palmitoylation; protein targeting to membrane
Cellular component (GO): extrinsic component of endoplasmic reticulum membrane; endoplasmic reticulum palmitoyltransferase complex
Source: RefSeq, a predicted model, not a curated record
AUGGCGCAGCUGCCGCGACUGCGUGUGAGACAAGAGCGAUUGAACGCGCCCGGCCGAGGACGCUUUGGCUAUACACAUAGCGAUAGUCCGGACAUCACAGCAUCACAGCACUGCAGCACCGCAGCACCGCAGCACCGCAGCCUCUUGUUCUGUCGCCUGUCGCCUGUCGCCCGUCGCCCGUCGCCCGUCGCCCAACGCCAUUGUCGAAUCCGGGCGUCCCUGCGGCCUGUCCGGACGACUGCAUGCAGCGAGCACGGCCCUUCUCGCCGACCCUUCUCCAACCUCGCCAUCACACUCCCCGUCACCAUUUCUUCCCGCAGCCCCCCACCUGCGACGGCGCCGCCUGCUGCCUCUGCGUCUGCCGCUGCCCUUGAGCUGGCCACCGCCACUGCCACUGCGCCUGCUACCGACCCCGCCACCACCACUCCCCCCCAACGCUGGUCGCUCUCCAACCGCAUCUUCAACCUCGGCCUGCGCGGCCUGUACCCUGCCACCACUGCCGCCACCGGCCCGCCUCGUCCCCCGGCCUCACGCCUGUGGAACCCCCAGAACCACUCUCCGCGCCCUCGCCAGCAGCAGCGUCAGCAGCAGCGUCAGCACCAGCAGCACCAGCACCAGCACCAGCAGCCGCCGCCGCCGCACCACCUUCACCGCGACCACCUUCACCGCGACCACCUCCGCCGCCCACACCAGCCACCGCCCAAGUCUGCGCCCCGCGAGCCCAACGUCCCCGUCGAGCGGCCACGCUCCGAGCGCGACGAGUAUCCGCUGCUGACGCUCCCGCAGCGCCGCCAGAGCCGCCACAGCCCUGUCUCGAGCUCGCUGCUUGUCGAGCGCUCCACCACUGGGGACGACAUCGUUGGAAGCGGGCGCACCAGCAUCGGCCUGCCGCGUGACCAAGCGAGAGGCCGCUCGAGUCUGCAGCAAGACUGCCGUGGCUCGCGCUCGCCAACCCCAGGGCCCUCCAUGGCCGUCGCACCCUCCGUUGCGCCUACCAGCCCACCCCAGCAUGCAGAGAACCACGACAUAGAAGCUGGCACCCGCCCGCCGAAGCAGAGCCAGGCCGGUCGCGCAGGCCUGCCGGAGAGUGCGCGCACCAGUCUGAGUAGGAGUCGCAGCCAGCGCACCGACGGCAACGGCGACGGCGACGGCGACGAUGCUUCCGAGUUUCCAUGGGGCCCCUCGCAUCCCUGCUUUCCGCAUCCAAACCCCCACGUGCCCCUCAACAGCGAGCUGUACGAGACGACGCGCAUCAUCCGCAUCAAGCGCGAUUGGAUGGUCAAGGGCGAUCUGGCGCCGACCUUUGCGAAUCUCUACCCAGAGAUCCUCGAUCCCCACGUCUCCGAAGACGACUUCCGCGACCUGGUCAAGAAGAUCAAUGAUUCGCUGCUCGCCGCCUUUGACCCGUUCACCUUCCGCGCCUGGCUUGACGCUGUCAUGGGCGUGGCCACUUUUUGGCUGUGGGAAGACGUAGGCUUGUCGGCCGUAAAGGGGCAGCUGAAAGAGCUGGAGGGCUGGAUAGAUCGCUGGAACCGAGACGUGGGCGAGAAGGAGGCGGUCAAGAUCAUCCCAUUGCGGCGGACGGGAUAUCUUACGCUUGACAUCCAGAUCCCAGACCCGCAUCUGGGCCCUGAUAAUGGCACUGUAUCCAGGCCGGACACGAGCGAAGACGAGUUUGGACACGCCGUCCGCCAGAAGACCGAAGAUUAUGGACGCUACACCAUCCCACCUACAUUACAGAUCAACUCCAUACCGCCGGUCAUCGAGAGCCAGUCGUAG